This is a messenger RNA of Camelina sativa (false flax), 685 nucleotides long. NCBI's taxonomy places the organism in Eukaryota, Viridiplantae, Streptophyta, Magnoliopsida, Brassicales, Brassicaceae. The record is from RefSeq and is a predicted model, not a curated record.
AAACCCGCCACUAAAAAAAAAUGAUGAUGUCAAAGAAGAAAGAAACCAUCGGACGACAAAAAAUUCCAAUGGUUAAGAUAAAGAAAGAGAGCCACAGGCAAGUCACGUUCUCGAAACGCAGAGCCGGUCUCUUCAAGAAAGCUAGUGAGCUUUGCACGUUGUGUGGUGCAGAGAUUGGAAUCAUCGUGUUUUCUCCCGCGAAAAAGCCUUUCUCUUUCGGUCAUCCGAGUGUUGAAUCUUUAUUGGAUCGUUACUUGUCCCGAAACAAUAUAUCAUUAGCUCAGACUCAACAACCACAAGGAAACUCUGCAGCGGGCUGCGAACUGAAUAUGCAGUUAACGCAGAUUUUGAGCGAGGUAGAGGAUGAGAAGAAGAAGGGUCAAGCAAUGGAAGAAAUAAGAAAAGCGAGUGUGAGGCGGUCGGUGAUCAAUUGGUGGGAGAAACCAGUAGAGGAGAUGAAUAUGUUUCAGUUACAAGAAAUGAAACAUGCAUUGGAGGAGUUGAGGAAGACGGUUGUGACAAAUAUGGCCUCAUUUAGUGAGGUGAAAGAGGAUGUGUUUGGUUUCUUGGACAACAAAGUGACAGCUCCUCCGUACAUGAACAUGUCGGCUGGUCUUUCAAGUAUUUAUAAUUUUGCCAACGGAAAUGGUUGUUUCUGAUUCCAAAAUUGCUUUCAUUUUUUGUU